This is a messenger RNA of Daucus carota subsp. sativus, 1830 nucleotides long. Its product is annotated as AAA-ATPase At3g50940. Gene Ontology annotation, molecular function: ATP binding; ATP hydrolysis activity. The transcript has 2 exons. The record is from RefSeq and is a predicted model, not a curated record. Lineage: Eukaryota; Viridiplantae; Streptophyta; Magnoliopsida; Apiales; Apiaceae. The coding region runs from base 141 to 1637 and encodes 498 amino acids.
CAUCUUAACAAACAAGACUCAUUUUUCUAACAUUCAGACACCUUUAAUUACACAUCAUAAUCAUACUAUAUAUUCAGACAUUGAUCAAGUACAGAUUAUAACAACAGAGUAAGCCCACCACAAAUCCGCAAAAAAAAAAAAUGUCUUCAACUACAGAGUCCAAGAUUGAAACCACCAAGGCAAUCAUCUCCACCAUCGGAACAAUAGCUGCCACGGCUAUGGUGGCACGUAGCAUAGCCCGAGACUAUGUCCCCCCUGAAGUUCAAGAGUACUUUUAUCUCGGCCUCCAGAGGUUUUUCAGACGCUUCUCCAAUCAACUCACGAUGGUGAUCAACGAGUAUGAGGGCAUCGAAAGCAAUGAAAUCUACGAUGCUGCAGUGAUCUACCUAGGAUCCAAACUCUCCCCCAGCACACGCAGGCUAAAAGUUAAUAAACCAGAGCACGAAAGCAGCAUCUCUCUCGCGAUGGAGCGUAAUGAAGAGGUGGUGGAUAAAUUCAAUGACGUUAAAUUCACGUGGACUUGGAUUUGCGAAAAAUUACAACAAGCCGAUUCAUACUACAAUCGUAACCAAAUGAGGUCAUCUAGAUCAGAAGUCCGAUAUUUCGAGCUAAGUUUUCAUUUUAAGCACAAGGAACUAGUUGUUAAUUCUUACUUGCCAUUCGUGUUAAAAAAGGCCGAAGAACAAAAACAAGAGACGAAAACUUUAAAGAUUUUUACUAUUGAUUCGGAGGACAGCUAUUCAUUAGCUGAUUCCUGGCAAUCAGUUGGGCUUGAUCAUCCAGCGACUUUCGAGACGCUUGCAAUGGAAGAAAAAUUGAAGGAGACUGUGAUGAAAGAUUUGGAGAUGUUUGUGCAGAGGAGAGAAAAGUAUAGAAAAAUUGGGAAGGCGUGGAAAAGAGGGUACUUGUUGUAUGGACCUCCCGGGACUGGGAAAUCUAGCUUAAUUGCCGCGAUGGCUAAUUAUUUGAAAUUUGAUAUUUAUGAUUUGGAGUUGACGGAUUUGAAGCGUAAUUCAGAGCUCAGGAAGCUGUUGAUUGCUACCGCGAAUAGGUCCAUUUUGGUUGUGGAGGAUAUUGAUUGCAACAUUGAGUUGCAAGAGCGGGUGAGUCCAGCUAAAGAAAAGAAGCCUGCAGACGAAGAAUCUCACCGCGAAGAAGCAAGCAAGGUGACACUAUCAGGUUUUCUGAAUUUUAUAGAUGGAUUAUGGUCGAGUUGUGGAGACGAAAGGAUCAUAAUAUUUACGACGAAUCACAAGGAGAAGCUAGACCCGGCAUUGUUACGUCCUGGUAGAAUGGACAUGCACAUUCACAUGUCGUAUUGCACUCCAUGCGGUUUCAGGCUUCUGGCCAGCAAUUACUUGGGAGUUAAGGAUCAUAAACUCUUCGAAGAGAUCGAGGAGUUAAUUCGGACCAUAGAGGUGACUCCAGCUGAAGUAGCUGAACAGCUGCUAAAGAGCGAUGAACCUGAUGUCUCACUUGCUGGCCUGAUCAGUUUUCUUCAUGCAAAGAGAAAGGAAAAUGAAGAGGCCAAGGCCAAGAAAGAAACAGAGGUGGCUGCAUCAGUUGCAGAGGCAGAGGCAGUGGGAGAUGGUGAAAAGAGCGAUCAGAGUCAAGAAUCUGACAAAAAUCAGAAAUAACAAGCUGUUUUCUAAUUGUUCAUUGAGUAUUAUAUUACCCGACACUUUAUUUUGAUUCGAAUAUCUGUGUCGGACAAAAUUUAGAAUAAAAACAUGUAAUUCUCAAAAUCUGUGUAAUUUAAAUUGAGCCACAGUUGUUCAAAUAUGUAACCAAACCAAAAAAUAUAACCGGAUCAACAUACAUGAUUCUUGA